Molecule: messenger RNA, 617 nt
Organism: Phoenix dactylifera (date palm)
Lineage: Eukaryota; Viridiplantae; Streptophyta; Magnoliopsida; Arecales; Arecaceae
Product: V-type proton ATPase subunit G 1-like
Biological process (GO): proton transmembrane transport
Cellular component (GO): vacuolar proton-transporting V-type ATPase, V1 domain; vacuolar proton-transporting V-type ATPase complex
Molecular function (GO): ATP hydrolysis activity; proton-transporting ATPase activity, rotational mechanism
Source: RefSeq, a predicted model, not a curated record
AUCCCUGCGUCGAUGGCUCUGAGACGCUGGCAUAUAUUAGGAGACGCCAAUGACCUCGAAUUGAACCCAUUCACUCCCGUUCGCAAAGGGCCCGAUUCCACAGCUGCCAAAAAUGGGCUCCAGCAUGCGCCAAGGUGGAAUUCAGCAAUUAUUGGCUGCAGAGCAAGAAGCUCAACAUAUUGUCAAUGCUGCUAGGAAUGAAAAAAUGGCCCGGCUAAAGCGGGCUAAAGAAGAGGCUGAAAAGGAGGUUGCUGAAUAUCGUGCCCACAUGGAAGCUCAAUUUCAGAGGAAGGUUGUGGAGAGUAGCGGGGACUCUGGUGCAAAUGUUAAGCGCCUCGAAGAAGAAACUGACGUGAAGAUCGAAUACCUGAAGUCACAGGCAGCAAGCGUUUCCCUUGAUGUUGUUAAUAUGCUUCUGAAGCAUGUGACUACUGUUAAAAAUUAAGCUAUCAUUGGACUUACCUGGGGGUGGUUGUGGAUGAUAUCUUGAAUAUUUUUGAACUAAUAUCAAUUUUUUGUUAAUUCAGAGCAUCUGAUGGACAUUCUGUCUCAUGUAAUGCUUGUAACCAUAAAUUUCAAUUCUGUUCUUCAAAUAAGCUGCCUUUGCAUUUCCCAGA